Messenger RNA from Funneliformis caledonium, 151 nucleotides. NCBI's taxonomy places the organism in Eukaryota, Fungi, Glomeromycota, Glomeromycetes, Glomerales, Glomeraceae. The record is from the annotation of a GenBank genome assembly.
UCAGAAGAAAUUUCGACAUACUGAUUACGUGGGGAGUGGAGAAAUUCUCUAUCGAUUCAAAUCGCUCAUCACACCGUGCUUUAGAUAUAUGGUUGGAUAUUUUAAUCCAAAAUUUAAAGCCAAAAACGAAGGAAAGCGGAAAGUAUUAGCG